CAUUAGUUACAGUAGAACUUGGUAUAUUGUCCAUAAUAAUAGGAAAAGAAAACUUUCUUCGCUUCAAAGAUCAUUUUUCACAUUUUUAUUUUCUCGUUUACCAUCUCCCAUCUUUCUUUUCUUUCUCUUUGGCCAUUCUUUUCUCACUUACUCGAUCCCUCCAUACGAUAAGAAGCCGCCACAGUUGCAUUAAUACAAUUUAUAAAAACACUCACACAGUCCUUUUUGUUAUCAGCGUUUUGGAGUUUUGUGCACAGUUAAGGUGCUAAUUUAGAAAAUGUACCGUUUUAUUAUACAUAAAUAAUUAGCUGGAGACUUUUACGGGGGUCGAGGAGACUUUUGGGGAGAUGCUCGAUCGUGCAAUAAAAUGCGCGCUCUGGAUGCAGAAACAAGGGAUAGGGAAGGGCGAUGUUGUUGCGGUUUCCACGCACAAUCACCGUGACAGUUUCACACCCUGCUUAGCUGCAUUGUUCAUAGGGGCUGCUUUCAAUCCAUGGGACUACGAAAUGAACACUCAUCUAGCUCGUCAUUUCAUGACGUUGACGAAACCGAAAAUUAUUUUCGCGAACGAGCAAUCGGUCGGCGUGACGUUAGAGGCGUCGAAAAUCGAAGUUUUCCAUACUAAAGUGGUGACGUUUGGCAACUACCCCGGCACGACGUCUUUCGCGGAUCUGAUGAAGGGCCACAGUAAAUCGACGGUGGAGAAUUUCCAGUGCGUGGAAAUCGAUAAUCUUGGUGAAACAGCGGUGAUCCUUUACUCUUCCGGGACAACAGGGAUGCCGAAGGGCACGCAACUUCCACAUCGGGCUCUGCUCAACGUUUUGCUGUCGGAAGGGAGUUUAAAAAUUCACUCCCAAAGACCGAUGUGGUUCAGUUCUUUAUACUGGGUCAGUGGCACGUUACUUAGCUGUGUAUCUAUUACGUGCGUCACCAAGAAGAUCAUCCCUCCGGAUUUCGAUGAGAAAACAGCCUGCGAAAUGAUCGAGAAAUAUAAGGUCGAGUGGUUAUUGUUGAGCACCAGCAUGGCCAAUCGAGUUAUACGAUUCCACGACCUGCAAAACUACGAUCUAUCGUCCAUAAAGGUUAUUCUUGUCGGUGGUUCUGUCUUGAAGCAGGAAUCUCAAGAUGUGUUGAGAAAACAUCUGCAGCAUGCGACGGUUCUGCAAGCAUACGGUAUGACGGAACUGGGUGGGUUGGUUUCUGCUCAAAUGGUAAAUAGUACGAGCGGUUCUUGCGGCGUUGUAAAAUCAAACUGUGAAAUAAAAAUCAUUGAUCCUGAUACGGGAAAGAUCCUGGGCCCGAAUGAGACCGGAGAGCUUUGCGCAAAGACACCCUUAAUGAUGACGGGAUAUUACAGGAAUCCCGAAGCUACUAAAAACAUAAUUGAUCAAGAUGGGUGGUUGCAUUCGGGCGACCUCGCUUACUACAACGAAGGCGGGGAGUUGUUCAUUGUCGACAGAUUGAAAGAAAUUAUUAAAUUUCGAGGACAUCAAAUAGCACCGACUGAAAUCGAGGAUCUGUUACAGUCGCAUCCGGGCGUUCUGGAAGCCGCAGUUGUUAGUAUUCCUCAUCCAGUAGAUGACGAGCACCCUGUUGCGUUUGUCAGCAAAGUACCCAAUAAGGAGGUGACAGCGCAAGAAUUAAUUAACAAGGUGGCAACUACUUUGAUGGAUCAUUGUAAACUACGCGGUGGAGUAAAGUUUCUACCGAGUCUUCCGCACACACAUUCCGGAAAGGUUUCAAGGAAGGAGUUAAAGGCGAUGGCAAAAUCGCUGGUCGUUUAACAAAUUAGAUUAUAGACCCAAUCAUAAUUAUAAAACUACAUUCUACAUAUUACAUACAUACAUACAUACAUACAUACAUACAUACGUACAUUAGAAUAAGAAUAAUUCGGUAAAUAUAUUUUUUAGGAAUACGAAUAUACAUAUGUAUUAUCCGUUUAAAAUCUCUAUCCUUUAUUCGCGACGUGAGAUUGUACAGUAUUUUAUUAUCGUAGUAAAAAGGAAAAAUAAGAAUGUUGUAGAAACAUUUAAUGUAUCUACGCAAACAGCGUAGAAUGAAACCGAUACUUUGUUCCUGAUGCUAUAAUAUUUCUAUAUGUAUAGUAAUAAGGUUAUCGUGUAUCAAGGAACGCCAAGGACAGAAAAGA
This is a messenger RNA of Colletes gigas, 2149 nucleotides long. RefSeq names its product 4-coumarate--CoA ligase 1-like. Lineage: Eukaryota; Metazoa; Arthropoda; Insecta; Hymenoptera; Colletidae. The record is from RefSeq and is a predicted model, not a curated record. The transcript has 7 exons. Gene Ontology annotation, molecular function: long-chain fatty acid-CoA ligase activity. Gene Ontology annotation, biological process: long-chain fatty acid metabolic process; fatty-acyl-CoA biosynthetic process. The coding region runs from base 348 to 1784 and encodes 478 amino acids.